AUGUCUGGUCCAAGCGACAAGUCAGCCAGCGCUGCGGAGGCGUCAACAACAAACCCUUACACUAAAUACUACAACUCUCCGACAUUGUCGGACGUCGUGAUAUGCUAUGGCAACAACGGCGAGGGCGUCUUUUACGGUCAUAAGCUUCAACUGUCGGCCAAGGCUCAAUGGUUCGAGAAAGCCUUCACGCAUGGCUUCGCUGAGACCAGUGCCGACAAGGUUACUCUCCACGAAGACGAUCCGGCCGCUGUCGAAGGCAUGCUCAAGCACAUUUACGGCAAACAGCUCAUCGAUCUAGACUGCACGGGGAUCGAAGACGUCUUUUUCGCCAUUGAACUUUACCGUAUCGCUGACAAGUACGACUGUCCGUCUCUCGAGACUGAAGCCCCCGAUCUCCUUGGCCGCCUCGUCGCAAAAUUCUUCGAUCAGCUUCACAUUCAGGAAGAGAUGAGCGGAAUUAAUGAUCUUUACAAGAUCACAAGCGCUGUGUACGACUUCGAAGAGACGCGUAGCGGAUCGAAGAGGUCACCAAUUUUGCGAUCACUCAUAAGUUGCAUCUUCGCGAACAACGCCGCCAAGCCGUUCGAAGGUUCGCAAGUGCUGUCGAAGGGCAUUUCCAAGGCAGUCGUGCAAGCUUCGAUCUGCUACUUAAAGGCGGGUUUCCACAGUUCUGGAAGCAUCACUUUCUCUUCCACACACUCCAUCAUAAUCCGCAAGCCUGUGGAGACCAAUGAGCGCCUUCAGCCCACCUCGAACAAUGACCACACAAGAUUCGACCAGGUUGCCGCUCUCACAGACGUCUAA
This is a messenger RNA of Parastagonospora nodorum SN15, 804 nucleotides long. RefSeq lists its product as hypothetical. Gene Ontology annotation, biological process: proteasome-mediated ubiquitin-dependent protein catabolic process; regulation of proteolysis. Lineage: Eukaryota; Fungi; Ascomycota; Dothideomycetes; Pleosporales; Phaeosphaeriaceae. Gene Ontology annotation, cellular component: cytoplasm. The record is from RefSeq and is a predicted model, not a curated record. The transcript has 4 exons. Gene Ontology annotation, molecular function: ubiquitin protein ligase binding. The coding region runs from base 1 to 804 and encodes 267 amino acids.